AUGGCACCUCCAGCCGGCAACGUCACCAUCGGGGAGAAGCACAAUUUCUCCUGGCAGCAAACGAUGCUGCGGAUCAAAGACCCAAAAGUCACUGUGCCAUUUUAUGAGCGCCACUUUGGCAUGAAGCUGAUCCAUUCGUAUACGUUUGAUGAGGCAGGUUUCUCCCUCUACUUCCUCGAGCGCCCUCGCGAUGGCGCAGUGUUGCCGACCCCUGGCACCCCCGAGGCGGAGAAGUAUCUGUGGAGCAUGAAGGGGGUCUGUUUAGAGCUCACGCACAAUCACGGCACUGAGAAAGACCCCAACUUCAAAGUGAACAACGGAAACGAAGAGCCCCAUCGCGGGUUCGGGCACAUCGCUUUCAACUGCCCGGAUGUGGUCGCGGUGUCGCAGCAAUUGGAAGAAGACGGCGUGAGCUUUCAAAAAAGGCCUCAUGAAGGCCGAAUGAAGACAAUUGCUUUCGCCAAGGAUCCCAACGGGUACUGGAUAGAGCUUUGCAACCGGCAUCCCGAAGCUCACAUUCCUGAGAAGUUCAACUUGUCACAAACAAUGAUUCGAGUCAAGGACCCGAAACAGUCCCUGGCUUUCUAUCGUGAUCUUCUGGGCAUGAAGCUCAUUGCAAAGAAAGACAAAGGCGACUUCACCGUUUAUUUCCUUGCAUAUCUAGAGCCAGGCGUUUCGCCCCCAGAAAAUAUUGAGGGACCAGAGGCUGAUGAAUUCAUCAAGAAGCAGUGGUUUCCUUUCUUGGAGUUGACGCACAACCACGGAACAGAGACGGACCCGAACUUCAAGUACAGCAACGGCAACGACCCUCCUCAGGGCUAUGGCCACAUUGGAAUGCUUUGCGACAACUUAGAAGAAGCCUGCUCGGAGCUUGAGGCUGCUGGAGUGAAGUUUAGGAAGAGGCCUCAAGAUGGAAAGAUGAGGGGCAUUGCAUUCGCGUUGGAUCCGGAUGGGUACAGCGUGGAGCUCAUCAAGAGGGGCGUGACAUUUUAA
This is a messenger RNA of Eimeria necatrix, 993 nucleotides long. Its product is annotated as lactoylglutathione lyase, putative. The transcript has 6 exons. Lineage: Eukaryota; Apicomplexa; Conoidasida; Eucoccidiorida; Eimeriidae. Gene Ontology annotation, molecular function: lactoylglutathione lyase activity; metal ion binding. Bases 1 to 993 code for a protein of 330 amino acids. The record is from RefSeq and is a predicted model, not a curated record.